Molecule: messenger RNA, 1953 nt
Organism: Serpula lacrymans var. lacrymans S7.9
Lineage: Eukaryota; Fungi; Basidiomycota; Agaricomycetes; Boletales; Serpulaceae
Exons: 5
Coding region: 1-1953 (650 amino acids)
Source: RefSeq, a predicted model, not a curated record
AUGCCGAAAGUACCAGAUGGAAAAGCAAAGGAAGAUGCCAACAAAGAGAGUAGGAAGAAGGAUCAGGCAAAGUCGAGCAAGGUUACGAUACAUGGGGAGAUAGCUCAGUUUGUAUUCAGUGGAGAUAGGGAUCCAGUCAUACACAGCACUCUCAAAGCCAAUCCGGGAAGGUUUGCAAAAGCUGUCGAUAACCACAUCGCCUCACUCAAGAAAAAAUACCGUCAAUCUUGUACAACGCUGGGUCAUACUGGAGCUGGUCUCACUUUUGACCAACUAGAAGGGAACCCCAACUACAAAGGACCAAUUGGUGCGUUCCUACGCGUGAUCACUACAAAAUUCAAGAUCUUCAACCGUCUGCAUGGCUUUUGGCGGAAAAUCCCCAACUAUAAUCUGUUCACAACGUCAUCAGAUCCAGACCAGGAUCACGAGGCGCAGGCAUUCAAUAUGUUGUUCCCAAACAAGCGUAGCCGGAGUCGAGCUGACCAUCAUGCAGCAAGUGAACCCGCAAUGCAGGUCCACAAUCAGCUACCUCAACAACCUCUCCCCCAGAGCCAUGGGUAUGAGGAUUAUCAGCAUUUCCAGAAUGACAACUUUGUCCACCAACCGUUCAAUCAAUUUGCUCAGUUCAGUCAAAUCCCUCCGCAUAUCAACCAUCACAGUAGUUCUCUCGCCAAUUCUGGCAUGGUAUCUUCAGCUUCUUCCUUGCCAAACAAUUCAUCACUACCUUCGCUACCGCCUAUCGCAACUGAUCCUAGUUUUUUUGACCCAAAUGCCGCCAGCCUUUUCCCAGAAGCAUACCAUCAAUCCCUUUCUUCACUUUUCCAGACAAACCAUUCCUCUCACUCUUUCGUGCGUGAUGUACCAUUUCAAGAUAUACCCUUCCAGCUUCCAAGUUCUCCUGUCUCUGGAUCCGUGUCUGGACACUCUGGUUUCUUUAUGAACCAGGCUCCCGCUUCUCCCGCCUCGGGCCACUCCAGCUUCUACGCAAGCGUACCUCCAGGCUCUCCGUCCUCUGGCCAGUCUGGCUUCAGUGCAAAUCCCAGCGCGAACCUCGUUCCUCUCUCACCUAACCCUGGCUUCUUUGCGAACCUUCCCCCGUCUUCUCCCAUUUCUCGCUUGGCCUCACCUCCUCCCCCCGUCCCAUCUAAGCUUACUGCAACUGCGCCCGCAAAGAUUGUCAAAUCGGGAAAACGGCCAUCUGCUGUGACCGUCAGAGAGACACUCCGGGCCCAGUUAGCAACAUCGUCAGGCAACAAAGUGAGCACAGAGCGUCUUAUCACCACAGACAGAAGGGUCAGUACAAAGGACGCUGGGACCCCACAGUCUGCAAAGGUGGACGACAGGCCACGUAAGCAGCCACGAUCUCAUAUUGAGGACAAUGUGUCCUUGAUGCAGAAGGUGAUGGAGCCUGUUGCGCAGGCUAUGCAAGGACAGCAAAGCCUUGCACAGGAGGCACUCCAAGUUAAGGGAGGUAAGGUAGCCGCAAGGCAUGCGAAGUACAUGGCCAUAGCAGAACGUGCAUGCAGUGACAGGCGGUCUAAAGAUAAGGAAGCCACUGUGUUGGAACACGAACAGUUCAAGGAGAAGCUGCAGUUAGUUAACAGAAGUCAGGUACAAAGGGAACAAGAACAGCGACAACACGAGAAGGACAUGUUUGAAAUGAAAUUCAAACUCAUCCAAGCCGUCAAGGAUAUCCCUGGUGUGGAUAGUAGCAUCAUCUCUUCCCUUCUCGCCAAUAACUCUACCUCGCCUGCUCCCUCUUCGCUGGUGUCCAAUUUCUUUGAGCAGUCAAUUUCUGGCCCUGUUGCUUCCUCUUCCACUUCCGUAUCCACCUCUGCUUUCAAUUCUCGUGCAUUGGACAAUUAUAAAGAUUACAGCGGUGAUGAUGAUGCUGAUGAUGAUGCUGAUGACAAUGAAGACUCAAUGGCAGUUGAUGGGGGGUUGUACGAGUGA